Monosiga brevicollis MX1 is the source of this 1481-nucleotide messenger RNA. RefSeq lists its product as uncharacterized. Gene Ontology annotation, biological process: protein transport. The record is from RefSeq and is a predicted model, not a curated record. Lineage: Eukaryota; Choanoflagellata; Craspedida; Salpingoecidae. The coding region runs from base 1 to 1233 and encodes 410 amino acids. The transcript is spliced from 13 exons. Gene Ontology annotation, molecular function: phosphatidylinositol binding.
AUGCCAGCGCCUCUUCUCCUCUCCAAGCCGUUGACCUUGCCCCACUGCACUUGCAAGCUGUCGAGCCCGGUCCCCCUUGACACCUUUGCUCCCGUAGGCGAAUACAUGGUCUACGUCAUCAAGGUCGAGGCAGACCCCGACAACGCCGCUGGCCUCGCCCCAAACUCCCACUCGGUUGAGCGCCGCUACAACGAGUUUUUGCUGCUCCACAAAUACCUUGCGUCCCACUACCCCCAUGUUCCCUUGCCCCCGCUCCCAGAAAAACGCCUCAACUUCAAGCUGACCACUCUCAGUAAUGACAUUGGAGAGGAGUCCUUUGUCAACAAGCGACGCAUUGCUCUUUGCGAUUUCCUCAUGCGCACCCUCGAACAUCCCAUCCUCAGCGCUGACCAAGGCUUUCAUCGAUUCGUCACGGUCAUGCUUGAUUGGAGCCAAGACCUCACCGAUGCCGAAGGCAACCCUCUUCAAGCCUCCAGCCUCAACCCAGCCAAAUCAUUGAGUGCCGUCUUUGCCGGCGAUACAGGCCACCGACAAUUCCGCGACUUGCACAAUUAUGCCGAUGUCUUACAAGAGCAUCUCGUAGGCCUUUUGGCCGUACACGGCCGCCUAGCCCAAAACACUCAGCGGCUCACUGUCGCCUUUGAAGAAUUGGGCAUGGCCUUUGACGACUGGUCACGCAUUGAAGUUACCCUGGCCGAAGACUUGGCCGAGAUCUGUCGUCUCUUUGACCGGCAAGCCGAACGCCUCAUUAACGGCCUUCGUGAUGAAGAGCGCUUUGCCGACUGCGUCAAGGUGUUUAGCGGCUAUGGUGACUCGCUGCGCGCCGUCGUGUCACACCAACAAGUGCUACAUGGCAAAGUCGCCAAGGCCGAGCAAGCCAAGCUCAACAAGCAACAACAGCUCGAGGCCCUCGACACCACCUCAGAUAGCGGCAUCUCUGGUUUCUUCAGUCGUCUGACGGGGCCGAGCACCCCCGAGGCACGUGAGGAAUUGCGGACAAAGCUCACCGCAGAGCUACAAGCCUUGACGACCGAGGCUUCAGAACAGGAACGCUGCAACAACGAGUUUGUGCAGGCUGCCCUGGGCGAGGUGGAUCGAUUUCAAAAGUUCAAGCAGCGAGAACUGAUUCUCAUGUUCCUCUCCUUUGCCAAAGUUCAACAGGCUUAUGCGCAGGCGCACGUGCGGUUAUGGACCAAGGUUCAAACCGUCCUGACAGCCAUGCAUGCACAAUGACGAGGUCGUACCCUGCGUCCGUGCGCACAUGAUUAGAAUCAGCGCCCACGCAUCACGAUUCAGGACCGGGGCGAUGUUGUUUGUUUGUUUGUUUGUUUUCCUUUGCCUGCUUUGGGUCUGGCGUGCAAGUAUGUUUGCAUGUGUGUAUGGAACUGGCAAACUGUGAAAAGGAGGUGCUGUGGGCCCAUGAUGCGACGGGCCUCAUGUGCCCACCGGGAGGUGUAUUUGAAUAGACAGCUACAAACUUG